This is a messenger RNA of Dibothriocephalus latus, 288 nucleotides long. The record is from the annotation of a GenBank genome assembly. NCBI's taxonomy places the organism in Eukaryota, Metazoa, Platyhelminthes, Cestoda, Diphyllobothriidea, Diphyllobothriidae.
AUGGCUGCUCACAACGAAUUUCGUACAAAACGAGGUCAAAAGCCCCUCAGUGCCAACUUUGAACUUGAGUCUUUGGGUCAUAGAAGGCCCGCCUUCUUCGAGAAUAAUCUCAGCCUACUAUCCCACCCUAAUGCUGUUAUCGUGUCCGCUGAGCCGGAGAUUCGCAUUGUGGUUGGUUUUCCAUCUGGCAGCGAAAACAUCCUCUUUUUCGACACAACGCUCACGUUUGAUGAUCAGGACUCUAGUGAACCCCCCGACAAAGACGUUCCUCUAAUGUACGUCUUCUGA